This is a messenger RNA of Larimichthys crocea (large yellow croaker), 3584 nucleotides long. It is a transcript of the gene mpp2a, whose product is annotated as MAGUK p55 scaffold protein 2a. The transcript has 14 exons. Lineage: Eukaryota; Metazoa; Chordata; Actinopteri; Sciaenidae. Gene Ontology annotation, molecular function: protein binding. Bases 134 to 1795 code for a protein of 553 amino acids. The record is from RefSeq and is a predicted model, not a curated record.
GCAUGUUUACAUGUUUAGCUGACAGACUCGCUGCCGCUGACGGAGAAGCCAGACGAAAACAAGGAGCGCACGAGACAUCACAGACAGCGGGAAGCGUGUCUCAUUGUGUAGAAAGAUUGACUGAAGCUAUACCAUGCCGGUGGCCUCUACCAGGACAGAACCUGUGCCCCAGGUGUUGGACGCAAUGAGUGAUAGCACCACCAGCUCCACCACGGCCAAUGACCUGGACCUCAUCUACCUCAAAGGCAUCAUGGAAAGCCCUCUGGAGCAAGAGAAGGGCCUGAAGGAGCAGCGUCUGUCUCCAGUGAGGGAAAACAACAUGGAGCUUCUGCAGGAGAUCCUCAGAGACUUGGACCCCUUCACACACCGAUCCAACACUGCAGCUGAGCUCGCCCGCAUCCUCACACAGCCUCAUUUCCAGUCUUUACUAGAGACUCAUGAUUCAGUCGCAUCCCAGACAUGUGACAGCCCACCCCCCAGCCCAUGUGACUUUGUGGACCACGAGCCAGAGGAAGGCCACAAACCCAGCCUUCACCCGCCUCCUGACGCAAUCCGCAUGGUGGGCAUACGCAAAGUGGCGGGGGAGCAUCUGGGUGUGACAUUCAAGGUAGAGGGUGGUGAGCUGAUAAUUGCUCGCAUCCUCCACGGAGGGAUGAUAGAUCAGCAAGGACUGCUGCAUGUUGGAGAUAUCAUCAAAGAGGUGAAUGGACGAGAGGUGGGCCAGGACCCCAGGGUGCUGCAGGAGGAGCUGCAAGCAGCCUGUGGAAGUGUAGUUCUGAAGAUACUGCCCAGCUACCAUGAAGCCAUACCACCAAGACAGGUGUUCUUCAAGUGUCACUAUGACUACGACCCAGCCAAUGACAACCUGAUUCCAUGUAAGGAGGCAGCCUUAAGGUUUGAGACAGGAGACAUCCUGCAGAUAGUUAACCAGGAUGACGUCAACUGGUGGCAGGCCCGUCAUGUUGAAGGUGGCAGCGCAGGGCUGAUUCCCAGUCAGAUGCUUGAGGAGAAGAGGAAAGCAUUUGUCAAGAGAGAUGUGGAACUGACACCUGCAGGAAAUCUUUGUACUGGUGUUGGUGGGAAGAAGAAGAAGAAGAUGAUGUAUGUGACCACUAAAAAUGCAGAGUUCGACAGACAUGAGAUAUUGCUGUAUGAGGAGGUUGCCAAAGUCCCGCCUUUCAAAAGGAAAACUCUGAUUUUGAUUGGUGCCCAGGGUGUGGGGAGGCGGCGACUGAAGAACAAGCUGUUACUGAGGGAUCCGCUUCUCUUUGGAACCACUAUUCCAUACACGUCCAGAAAGCCCAAAAAGGGCGACCGUGAGAGUCGGAUGUACGCCUUUACCAGCCGCAGCAAGAUGGAAGCUGACAUCAAAAACGGGAACUAUCUUGAACACGGAGAAUACGACGGCAACCUGUACGGACUCAAGAUCGACUCCAUACAUGAGGUGGUGGAGGCUGGACGUGUCUGCAUACUGGACGCCAACCCUCAGUCUGUCAAAGUGCUGAGGACCUCUGAGUUCUUGCCCUAUGUGGUGUUCCUUCAGUCUCCAGACUUCGAAGUACUCAAGGCAAUGAACCAAUCAGCUGCAGAGGCAGGGGUGGUUGCUAAGACACUGACGGACGAGGAGCUGCAGAGGACGUGCGACGAGAGCGCAAAAAUUCAGGCAGCUUUCGGUCACUACUUCGACCUCAGCAUUAUCAACGACAACCUGGAUGAGACGUACCGCACCGUCAAGGCCGCCCUGGAAACAGUUUCUAAAAACCCCCAGUGGGUCCCCGUCACCUGGGUGUUCUAGUGAGGAGGAGGAAAAAUCAUGCAAGUCCUAAAUGUCAGAAAUUCAACAAAUUUUACCUGAACACAUCAUGGUGUGUGUGUGUGUGAGUUUCAUUCAAAGACUUGUAUGUUUUUAAAUUCAUUGUGCCAUUACUGAUAAUCAUCAGCAGACUUUGUCUUUGUUUACAUUUCAUGAUCAGACAGGUCAGUACUGAUGGUUGAUCUGCAAGCUGCGAGGACUAGUAAAGUUUACCAUAAAAACCUUAUUUAUUGAUUAUUUUUCAUUGAACUGACCAAAGGUUUUCCCUAAAAUGUUGCUCACAUAACACAUUGCUCAUAACUCACAAGUCACCAUACAGAUAUCUAAAACUAAUGACUUUGUCUGGCAGUUCAAAAACAACAACCAAAAGUCUUAUAACAACGUGAAAUGAAAUAGACAAGCAGUUUCUAUUAUUGUUAAUCUUUUUAUGAUUAUUUGAACACAUGCAGCACUUCAGUUGCUGUGUAAAGAACAAUGCAGAAGCCUCAGAGUUCCUCAUGCCAAAUUAGUUUUUAUUCCAGUAUGUUAUACUUGAUUACGUAUAAUCGAACACCAACCUCACACUCCAUCUGUUCUCUGUCUGCGUUUGUUUUCUUAACUUUGUGUUUAUUUAAUGUUGUUGCACGCAAACACAAUGUACAGAGACAGAAAUAGAUGGAGUAUUUAGCAGCUAAGGAGCUAGAAUUUUUUUUUUCUAAAAUUAAUUCCAGUGUUGCUACUCUGUGUCUGCUGGAUGUGUAGAAAGUCCACCAUAUGACAACUUCAUCUACGUAUGCUGAUGACACUAUUUUAUCUGUGUUAAACCAUCCACCUUUAUCCAACACCUCCCCAAAAGAGAAAAGGUUUGAAGGCAGUUGAGUUGACUUAAUGGUGCUCAUAAGUCUCUCAAAUACUCUGGUAUUGUCCCAUUAUCAAGCCAACAAACAAGUCCAUGAAUUUGCUAACUAAACAGUACUAAGCUUGUUAGCCAAGUGAGCUUUUUUUUCGUUCUUUUUCGUGGAAAAAAAAACAGAACAACAGAGGGAAAUAUGGAAGCUGAGGGAGCUGUUGUGACUGACUAGCGCUAGUCCAGAUAGCUAGUAUGACUUUAAGAAUAGGUCACCAAGCAACGGUACAAAUAUUGAUUUCGCUGCACCACUUAUGGGUGUGACCAGGUCUUUAUUAGUGGAUGCUGAAUCUCGUCGACCACAUAACGGUUUAGAAAUAGAAACUAGAAAGUUUGCUCUUAAUAAAAUAUUGGUGUCUGAGCAGUGUGCCAAUCACAGUAUCAACUAAACCCUUGAAUCAAACAACACAACUACCUAUUUGAUAUGGAACAGUUAACUCUGACAUGAUGUAGCAACUCCCAAUCUAAACACAAGAUCAGAUGCAUUAAAUAUAUCAGUUGAAAAAGGUCAUGAACACAGCCUGAGAUCUAAAAAACCCCAAGUGUGGUUCAGAAAGGGGGCUUUGCAAACCCCUCAACAAGUAACCCUAAACACAGAAAACAGAAGCUCUUUUACUACCACAUUGUAUUUCAUCUGAAUUUCCCACUCAUACAAUCUUUUCUAAUUUGCACUUUUUAUUUAUUUUUCCUUUUUCUUACCUACCUGCUGUAUUUAGUUGUAAAGUUGUAAACAGUUUGUAGAUAGCAUGUAGAUACACAACGAUAUAAUAGAUACCAAUUCAGCAAGUAUGAGAUUGUCUAGUAUUUACUGUAUGUGACACUUUAGUGAUAACUUUCAGAAUGUCAUCAGUAACAACAUGUUUACAGCAGCCUACGAGGGAAGAA